This is a messenger RNA of Nymphalis io (European peacock), 1059 nucleotides long. Its product is annotated as delta(3,5)-Delta(2,4)-dienoyl-CoA isomerase, mitochondrial. Gene Ontology annotation, molecular function: delta(3,5)-delta(2,4)-dienoyl-CoA isomerase activity. Gene Ontology annotation, cellular component: mitochondrion. Bases 141 to 1058 code for a protein of 305 amino acids. The record is from RefSeq and is a predicted model, not a curated record. The transcript is spliced from 9 exons. NCBI's taxonomy places the organism in Eukaryota, Metazoa, Arthropoda, Insecta, Lepidoptera, Nymphalidae.
UUCUGAUUGUUUUUAUAUCAUAUGUCGGAAUGUAAAAUUCAAAAGCGAAUAGACUUUGCACCUUGAUAUAUUGUUUUUAAGUUCAGUUGUUUUUUGUUAAGUAUUCUUUAUUUAAAAUUUAAUUUUAUAUUCUUAACACAAUGUCUCUAGUAGCGAAAUCAUUAGUUUUCGUGAAUUCCGCCAAAUUAGCACCCGGAAUAUUAUCAAGAUUAUAUUCAUCUAAAAUAGAUGUGCCACAAUUUGAAACAUUAGCUAUAUCUGUUCCUAAGAAAAAUGUCUUCCACGUUGAGAUGAACCGUCCUAAGCAGUUGAAUACUUUCAACAAUGUAAUGUGGAAAGAAUUCUACGACUGCUUCAUGUCAUUAAAUGACAAUCCUGAAUGCAGAGUUAUUGUGUUGUCCGGAAAAGGAAAGCAUUUUACAGCUGGCAUUGACUUCAAUAGUCUUCUCGAAGAAGAAAGCAAGACUCAAGAAUUUGAUGACGUAGCGAGAAAAGCGCGCAUUUUCCAAACGCUAAUCACUUAUUGUCAAAAUGGAAUAUCAGCAUUGGAAGAUUGUGUAAAGCCAGUGUUAUCUGUGGUGCAUAACGCUUGCAUCGGCGCAGGAGUGGAUCUUAUCACAGCUGCUGAUAUGAGAUACUGCACAGAAGAAGCGUGGUUCCAAGUGAAGGAAGUCGACCUCGGUCUUGCGGCAGAUGUGGGAUCUCUGCAAAGACUGCCCAAGGUUAUUGGCAACACAUCAACAGUGAGGGAGCUCUGCUUCACAGCAAGGAAGUUGGAGUCCAAAGAGGCGUUGGAACUUGGCUUGGUCAGCAAAGUGUUCCCAGACAAAGACACUGCUAUUCAGCAAAUUCUUGAAUUAGCUGAAACCAUCGCGGCCAAGAGCCCAGUAGCUGUUCAAAUGACGAAGAAAUCAAUGGUCUACUCCCAAAGUAGACCCAACAAGGAUGGCCUUGAACACAUUAAAUUAAUAAAUCAAAUGAUGCUGCAAAGUGAAGAUUUAAGAAAAGCUGCAAUGGCCCAAGCGACUAAGACUGUAACUGAAUUCGAUAAUUUGUAAU